CGGGACACACGGGACCCCGCGGCCGUUCCCGGCGCCAACGCGGGGGGUGCUCGGCCCUGCGCGCUCCGUCCGCGGGGCCGCGCCCGGGCAGGCGGCGUCUCGGAGCGGCGGCGAUCCGGAGGUAGAGCGGUGUGACUGCCUUCUGGGUGGGCGUGGGAUGGCCCCCGAGGCAACGGCGGCGGGCUCGGGCUCCCCUCCGCGCCGUGGCUCGGCCCUGUUUGAAGGUGUGGCGGGCCGCGGCCAACGGCGGUGCCGUGAGGGGAGAAACACCGCCCCGGGCCCCGCGGCGGUGCUGUGAGGGGAGAAACACGCCCCCGGGUCCCGCGGCGGUGCCGUGAGGGGAGAAACACCCCCCCGGGCCCAGCCGCGGUGCCGUGAGGGGAGAAAAAUCGGCCCGGGUCCGACCGCCCCGCGGGAGCAGCGCCCAUGGCCAAGCCACAGACCCGGCCCCGGCCCCGGCCCGGCGACGGGCAGCAGCCCCCGCGGGAGGACGGCGGGCCCCACUGAGAGGAGCUGCCGGCCCUCUGCCCGCCGCCCGCCAGCCCUUCGCAAGCGCUCUCUGUGAACGAGCUACAGCAAAUAACUGAUAUUUCCAGACCGACCAUUGUGCACGAAAUUAUACUCAACAGUGACUUCAAGCUGCAAGCGGUCAGUUUCUCCCCCGAAAGCCUGGAAAGCAGAGUGAAGGAGACAUUGCACAAAGCCUUCUGGGACAGCCUGGAGGAACAGCUCUCUGCUAGUCCCUCAGACUACACUCGGGCAAUCCAGCUGCUGCAGGAGAUAAGAGGCCCUGCUGUCAUCGCUGCUGCCACGGCACCACCAACGGUGAAGCCAAAUUGAAGAGGCCUUGGACAUGGAGUCGAUUCGACAGAAGGCUGAGCACGAGGCUCUGGGUAUCCACGGUCUCACCACGUUUGUCCUUGGCACCAUGGCAAGGCUUUGCAUGCCUGUUCGGGAUGAGGAAGUACAAGGGCUGCAAGCCCUCACAGACCCAGCUCAGCUUCUCAGGGAGAUUUUCCAGGUGUUGGGCCCGAUGAAAAUGGAUAUGCUGAAUUUUACCGUCCAGAACAUCCGCACCCGCUUGCAAGACCACACCAUCCAGUUUGAACGGAAGAAAUUCCAGGAACUCUUGGAUAAGCUGCCUAAUAGCCUGGAUCGCACAAGAGAGUGGCCGUGCAAAGCAGCAGCAGAAGUGUCUGCGUCCUCUUCACAGCCACCACCCCACCCUGCAGUCAGUGGCUCACCUGCCAUGCCCUCGCCGGGGGCCAUCAGCAGUAGCACAGCUGUGCCAAGUCUCACGUCCGUGCUAAAUCAAGGGUACAUGAAUCUGCUCUGCUGGGAGCCUGGGCAAAAGGAAUACCUUGAGGUAGGAGAAGUGCUUGGACACUUCUACAGCUUUUUCAUAAAGAUAUACAAAAUGAACAAGUACCAGUUCUGCAUCUUCUGUAGAAAGAACUUGGCAGACUGUCCCCUCUGCACCACGAGUCAUUGCACAUGUUUUUUCCCCUAUGUGAAACAAAUUAGAUUUUUCACAAAACGAAAGCUCCCUGCUGCCAGGCAGCUGCCUUCCACUCAGCUUCAUGGGGAUAUUACAGCCUUGCUCCAUGGCUUGAGAUCUGCUUAUUUAUCACAGCUGCUGUUCCUACACCCACAGGCUGAUUUGGUUUCUGUUCACAGACACUGUUUAUGGAUCAGGCCUGACUGCAGGGGGUACAAGCGCAGGUGAAUCAGCUUACCAUCAUAGCUGCAGUCCUGCUAGUCACCAGUAGCAUGUGUGGAGGCACCUUAUUUGGCUCACCUGGGUUUGUAGCUAGGCUGAAAGUGGUAACAAAGGUCCUCUUGGAAGGGCUGUCCUGUAUCAGAUGGGUUACUUUGAGUUUUCUUGUCCAGAAGGAGAAGAGUGAGUAUGCAGGCACUGGUUGGUUGUGGGGAUGAGUAGCAGGAAUCUCGCCCGGGAGUGGAAGAGGAUCUGAGAUCCAAAUAGCAGCCAGGUCUACUGCAAGGGGUAGGGGAAGCCAGCCAGCAUUUUUAGCUGGGAGCUAACCCUUCUUGAUUAGAGGGGAAAAUUAGUAGUGUUGAUCACUAUUUCAGAUGAGUCUGCUGCAGGGCAGCUUCCUGCUUGCCAAAGGGUGGGGAAAGGAAGCUUAGUUCUCUUGCAAUAGGCACCAGAACUGUGGCCGAAUGUUGGCUGUCCUGUGCUAGCUGGCUGCGAUGACACUCCGCAGGCACGUGGAGAGACUUCCCUCCCUUCCGCAUCCCUGGAGGGGUUCAAGGCCAGGUUGGAUGGGGCUUGGAGCAACCUGGGCUGGCGGGAGGUGUCCCUGCCCAGGGCUG
Molecule: messenger RNA, 2334 nt
Organism: Chroicocephalus ridibundus (black-headed gull)
Lineage: Eukaryota; Metazoa; Chordata; Aves; Charadriiformes; Laridae
Gene: TCP11
Product: t-complex 11
Exons: 6
Coding region: 854-1726 (290 amino acids)
Biological process (GO): regulation of sperm capacitation
Cellular component (GO): acrosomal vesicle; sperm flagellum
Source: RefSeq, a predicted model, not a curated record